This is a messenger RNA of Canis lupus familiaris (dog), 1591 nucleotides long. It is a transcript of the gene PYCR2, whose product is annotated as pyrroline-5-carboxylate reductase 2. NCBI's taxonomy places the organism in Eukaryota, Metazoa, Chordata, Mammalia, Carnivora, Canidae. The transcript has 7 exons. Gene Ontology annotation, biological process: L-proline biosynthetic process. The record is from RefSeq and is a predicted model, not a curated record. Gene Ontology annotation, molecular function: pyrroline-5-carboxylate reductase activity. Bases 96 to 1058 code for a protein of 320 amino acids.
GGGCCUCGGCCUGGGUCCGGCUUCCGGCGCGCGCGGCUGGCGAGGGCUCUCUCCUGCGGCGGCUCCCGGGCGGCGCCGGGCGCGUUCCAGUGGCCAUGAGCGUGGGCUUCAUCGGCGCCGGCCAGCUGGCCUGUGCCCUGGCGCGGGGCUUCACGGCCGCAGGCAUCCUGUCGGCUCACAAGAUCAUAGCCAGCUCCCCGGAGAUGGAUCUGCCCACCGUGUCCUCGCUCAGGAAGAUGGGUGUGAACCUGACCCGGAACAACAAGGAGACGGUGAGGCACAGUGAUGUCCUGUUCCUGGCAGUGAAGCCACACAUCAUCCCCUUCAUUCUGGACGAGAUCGGGGCCGACGUCCAGCCCAGGCACAUUGUGGUGUCCUGUGCUGCCGGGGUCACCAUCAGCUCUGUGGAAAAGAAGCUGAUGGCAUUCCAGCCGGCCCCCAAGGUGAUUCGCUGCAUGACCAACACACCUGUGGUGGUGCGGGAGGGCGCCACGGUGUAUGCCACAGGCACCCAUGCCCUGGUGGAAGAUGGGCAGCUCCUGGAGCAGCUCAUGAGCAGCGUGGGCUACUGCACCGAGGUGGAGGAGGACCUGAUUGAUGCUGUCACAGGGCUCAGCGGCAGCGGGCCCGCCUAUGCAUUCAUGGCCCUGGAUGCGUUGGCUGAUGGUGGGGUUAAGAUGGGCUUGCCUCGGCGCCUGGCGGUCCGACUGGGGGCCCAGGCCUUGCUGGGGGCUGCCAAGAUGCUACUGGACUCAGAGCAGCACCCAGGCCAGCUCAAGGAUAAUGUGUGCUCCCCUGGGGGGGCCACCAUCCAUGCCCUGCACUUCCUAGAGAGUGGGGGCUUCCGCUCCCUGCUCAUCAAUGCUGUGGAGGCCUCUUGCAUCCGCACACGAGAGCUGCAGUCCAUGGCUGACCAAGAGAAGGUGUCCCCAGCUGCCCUCAAGAAGACUCUUCUGGACAGAGUGAAGCUGGAAUCCCCCACAGUGUACACAUUGACCCAUUCCAGCUCAGGGAAGCUCCUCACAAAAAACCCAGCUUCUGGGGGCAAGAAGGACUGAGGUAGCCUCUGCCCUCCUUUCUAGAACCAGAGCCCUGAGGGGGACCGUGCAGGGUGAGGGCAGGCCCCAGCAAGCAGCUUUUGGUCCUGGUCAUAAAACCUCCUUAAGCCUGCUCAGGCCAGGCUGCAAUAGUUUCCUGUCUUGUCCAUGGAAUAUGCUCUGGGAGUGGUUGAGGGUGGCAGCCAGAGGCAGGCUGGCAUACCUGCCAGGGGUGAAACAGGCCAGGACUCCAGUCAGAGCCCCACUCAGUAGCAAGUUCUGCAGACUUGCAGCUGGAGUCCUCCAUCUGGAGCCCGAUGCAGGGUCCGCCUGAUGCCACGUCAAGGUGGAGAGAGCUACCAAACAUGACAAGGGCUUUUCUCUGUGAACUGUAAAUGGAUAAGAAGCGAGCAACUUAGAAUUGUUACAGUUAAUCAGAAAAGCAGGGAAUUAGACUGUGCUUAUAUUGAACUCUUGCUUUGUAGGUGUCUCAUUGAAAAAGCCUUACUCAAUGCUGUUAAGCUGCUUCAAUAAAGUUAUUUUUUGUUACCUUG